This is a messenger RNA of Nematocida parisii ERTm1, 630 nucleotides long. RefSeq lists its product as uncharacterized. The annotation marks the transcript as partial. NCBI's taxonomy places the organism in Eukaryota, Fungi, Microsporidia. The transcript has a single exon. The record is from RefSeq and is a predicted model, not a curated record.
UAUGAAGAGUUUAACACAGGAAAGUUUUUAAAGAAUGCAAGGUGGUUAAUACAGUAUUAUAUAUUUGAGUACUUGGACAGUGAGAGUAGUAUAAUUGAGUUGGCAAAGGCGGUGUAUUCUAUGCUUAAGGACAGUAUAGAACAAAAAGAGAAGGAGAAACUAAAUGUAGAAGUAGAAUAUCUGAAAAGUAUUAUUGAUAAGUGCUUUGUGAAGUCUAAUAAUAAUAUAACUAAUGAUAAUGGAAUACAUGUAUUGAAUGCGGUGUAUGGCAAUGCAAUUUUAGAUAAUGCAUUUCCAUUUUCUGGCAGCAUAGAUAUACCAGGCUAUAGAGCCAUCCUAUCAUACAAUAGAAAAAAAGACUCCUUUAAUGUUGGUAAAGGAUACAGCAAUUGUGUUGAGGCGGGAUUACUAGGUUUAUUCUGUUGUUUAGCAUAUGAUGCAGAGACUAAAGAAUACACCACUGAACACAUGGGAGAAGUAUCGUCAGACUUGAAGAGAUUCUUUACUAUAUAUAAUAAACCAUUUGAGACUGAUACUUAUGAUAUUCAUAAGGAAUGGAAUAAAGUAGUGGCUGAUCUAGAGAAUGAGAAUAUUAAGUAUCUGAAAGAAGAUAGAAAUGAGCUUGUAUCU